This is a messenger RNA of Vigna unguiculata (cowpea), 3052 nucleotides long. RefSeq lists its product as uncharacterized. Gene Ontology annotation, biological process: protein phosphorylation. Gene Ontology annotation, molecular function: protein kinase activity; ATP binding. The record is from RefSeq and is a predicted model, not a curated record. Lineage: Eukaryota; Viridiplantae; Streptophyta; Magnoliopsida; Fabales; Fabaceae.
CCGUUUUCCUGCCAAGAAGGGAGGACAAGGUGUUUCAAUUUUCUUGCCAUUCUGAGAAUACACGCACAUAUUGUAUAUAUAUUUAUAUAUAUAGAUAGAUAUUAAGAUGGGUACAGAACAAACCGAAGUGGGCGAUGGUUCUUCUUCUCCAUCACCUAAGAAAGAUAAAAAGAAACAAAAGAUUAAUCAAGACAAUGAUUCAGAUCCAUCAAGAAAGUCUUCCGAUUCAGAUUCAAAUCCUCCGGCUCCGACAGAUUCUCCGGCUCCGACAGAUUCUCCGGAUUCGGAUUCUACGGCUUCGAAAGAUUCUCCGAAUUCGAAAGAUUCUCUGGAUUCGGAUUCGAAAGAUUCUCCGGCUUCGAAAGAUUCUCCGGAUUCGAAAAAUUUUCCGACUUCGACAGAUUCUUCGGAUUCGAAAUAUUUUCCGACUUCGACAGAUUCUUCGGAUUCGGAUUCUCCGGCUUCAAAAGAUUCUCCGACUUCGAAAGAUUCUCCGGAUUCGAAAGAUUCUCCGGGUUCAGAUUCUGCGGAUUCGGAUUCUCCAGAGAGUCGUUCGUCUAAGUCACCACCGUCACCGUCACCGUCACCGUCACCGCCACCUUCAACGUCACCGUCAGCGUCACCGCCACCGUCAACGUCAUCGUCACCGUCACCGUCACCGCCACCGUCAACGUCACCGCCACCGUCACCGUCACCGUCACCGCCACCUCCGUCCAAAACUUCAUCACAACCAAAACCGUCAUCUGAAGAUUCAAAUCCAUCAUCACAACCACAGUCAUCUAAAGAUUCAAGUUCACCUCCGCCACUUCCAUCGUUACCGUCGCCUCCACAGCCCUCGUCAUCGCUAUCGCCAUCGCCAUCGCCAUCGCCAUCGCCAUCGCCAUCUUCACCACCACCACGUUUCCAGCAACCACCUUCGCGCCAAUAUUCACCGCCACCACCUCCGCGUCCGCGUUCCCCGCCACCCCCUUUGCCCCAACCAUCCCCGGCACCUUCCCCGCUACCACCUGGGUCACCGCCAUCAAAUCGACAGGCAGAGCAAAAUGAGAAUUCUUCCUCGACACCACCAUCAACACAGUUCCAUGCUCCACCUCCCCUUUCCUGGCAAAAUUGGCGUGAUGCAUCCAUCACUGAUUCAAAAGCGGGAACUUCUAGGAAAUCAAAUUCAACAAGAUCAACCCCCCCGACCAAUGAGGACGUUAAUUCCCAAACAAACUCAACGGUUUCUUCUGUCGCCCCCUCUUCCGGGGAUCAUUCAGAAAAAUAUGUUGCCUAUACAGUAGCGGGACUUUUAGCUCUUGCCUUGGUUGCUGUAGCUAUAGCUAUUGCUUUCGCGUUUAGGAGGAGGAAAUCAAGAGAUGAUUCUGAUGGUGCACCCUACAUGACACCCCUUGAUAUUCGAGUCAAAACAGGUGCUAAUGGGCAUUACUAUGUACAGCAGCCUUCCUUUGCAAACAACUAUGCAAAUGGGAAUGCCAAACUCAAGCGUUUUGGAUCUUCUUUAGACUCGGCUCAGCCCGCAAAUGGUCCCAUGAUUUUCACCUAUGACAUGGUUAUGGAAAUAACAAACGCAUUUUCUAGUAAAAAUGUUAUAGGAGAAGGAGGCUUUGGAUUUGUUUACAAGGGUUAUCUGCCAGAUGGAAAAGUAGUUGCAGUAAAGCAGCUUAAGGCUGGCAGUGGGCAGGGAGAAAGGGAAUUCAAGGCUGAAGUCGAUAUCAUUAGCCGAGUACAUCAUCGAUAUUUGGUGUCAUUAGUUGGUUAUUGCGUCUCCGAACAGCAAAGAAUUCUUAUCUAUCAAUAUGUCCCUAAUGGAACACUCCAUCAUCACUUGCAUGGAAGUGGAAUGCCAGUGUUGGAUUGGGUCAAAAGGCUAAAGAUUGCAAUAGCGCUGCUAAGGGCCUCGCAUAUCUUCACGAGGACUGUAAGCAGCCAAAAGAUAAUUCACCGAGAUAUUAAGUCAGAAAACAUACUCUUGAAUGAUGCUUUUGAGGCAAAGGUUGCAGACUUUGGACUUGCUAGGCUAGCUGAUGCUGCCAAUAGCCACGUAUCAACUAGGGUUAUGGGGACCUUUGGGUACAUGGCUCCAGAAUAUGCAACAAGUGGAAAAUUAACGGACAGAUCAGAUGUUUACUCAUUUGGGGUUGUCCUCCUUGAGCUUGUUACAGGAAAGAAACCCAUUGAUCAAACUCGGCCGAUUGGAGAUGAGAAUUUGGUUGAGUGGGCUCGUCCACUUCUCCUUCGUGCAAUGGAGACACGAAAUUUCAGUGAAAUAGUAGAUCCAAGACUCGAAAAACACUUUGUGGAGAGUGAAAUGUCCAGAAUGGUUGAGGCAGCUGCAGCUUGUGUUCGCCACUCAGCUCCUAAACGGCCUCGUAUGUUUCAGGUGGUAAGAGCCUUGGAUACUGGAGACGAAAAAUGUGAUCUUUCUAAUGGAGUGAAAUAUGGUCAGAGCACAGUUUAUGAUUCUGGCCAAUAUGAUAGAGAUAUAUUGGUAUACAGAAGAAUGGCAAAUGGCACAUUUUUUGAUUCUGAUUUUAAUACGUAUAGUAGAGAAUGUAGUCUUUCAAAACAGACCUCGGGAGGAUCCGAACAAAAUUUGAUGCGGCUUAGUUCUAGUGGCGAGUCAGAAACUAGAGCUAUCAACUGGAAUAUGAGCAGUACUGAAUUUAAACGGUGAUUGAGGACAGUACACAUAGCAGUGCAGUGCUGAAUAGUGAGCACAGACAUGGUGGAGUUAGAGGCUGCAGCUUUUAACUCAAUUCAUUACCAAAUUCUUCUAAGGGAACAUCACAUUGCAUGAUCAUCAUACCACAAGCUGUGAACGUUUCAGGUUUUACAUGAAUUUGAACUUUGGCCUGUUUCCAAUCCUGUAUAUAUAGAAGCUUCACUAAACCCUUUUCUCUCUAAUUUUUGUUCUAUUUUGUUUCCCCUUUUUUAAUACGGGGGAUGUUGGCGGCUUGUAAAAAGAUAAGGAUGUUGGCAGCUUGUAAAAAAGAUAAGUUUGUUAAAGUCAUCUUUUUAAUAAUAAUUAUCAGUAGAUGUUUCUUAUUCA